GUUGCUAUUACUUCUCUACGGGCAGAACAGUCAGCUGAGCGGGCAAAAUGGCAGCGGCAGAACAGAGCGGGCAUGCAGAUGUUCGAAAGCACUUCUUUCUCGUCAAGGAAAAUGUGAGCUCAGACUGGAAGGACCUGGCCUUCCAUCUCGGGUUCGGGCGAGCGGACACCGACAACAUUGCAGGGAGGAACCGGGAUGACAAGUCCCGCUGUAUGGACCUGUUGGAGGAAUGGCUCAAGCGGAACGGGGAGAGAGCCACCAUAGAGGUCCUGGUGGAGGCUCUGUCUGAGGCAAACUUGCAGAGUACUGUGGACAAACUGAAGAAAAUGACAAUAUCUGUGUCGGACGCAGCCCAGCCACAGGGUAGCCAGCGGGAGAGCAACAAGGACAGUGGGGGCCAGGUGGAGCAGGGUUUGCAAAUAAAACGUGUGUUCCAGGAAUCUGUGAAGGGAUUCUAUGAGAUGAAGCUGACGAAAUUCAAACCUCUGAUCUGGAACGACAACUUCACUCUUACCCUUGGUGAUAUUUUUACCGAGUUAGAGUUGAUAGGGACAAGGCAAAAGAUGCAAGAAGGUAACAGAAAGUUACAUUCGCUAGACGACUUGUUCAAGCCAGAUGUCACAGGGCUGUCCACAGUACCAAGGUGCAUUCUGAUUGAGGGUGAAGCUGGAGGGGGGAAGACAACGUUUCUGUCCAAAGAAGCCCUAGAUGCCGUCUCACAGAAAACAGAGCUGGGCAGACGGCACGACAUCGUCCUGUUGAUCCGACUCCGGGAGGUGAGAGAGGGGGAGACCGUAGAGGAGAUGGUGUGUGACCAGUGCGUUCCUGAAACAACUGAAGGUGUUGAUGUACAGUCCAUCAGAGCAAUCCUACAGAGGAACGAGUCCCGUGUGCUCUUCCUCCUAGAUGGGUAUGAUGAGCUGCGGCCUGAGGCCAGGGCGGCCGGGCAGGCCAUUCCCAAACUGCUGUCUGGUAAGAUGUACCCAAAGAGCACGAUUGUGAUCACCUCCCGACCCUCAGCAGGAGUGCAGCAGUACACCCAGCCAGACUGCCACGUACACAUCAUGGGCUUCUCUCCUGAACACAUGGAAAAAUAUGUGCGGCAAUAUUUCAGCAUCACUGAAAACUCAGAUGUGGCAAAUGGUCUCAUCACUAUCCUCAAGGAAAAGCAGCCCGUUACUGACUUGAUCCUCACGCCGAUUUUCCUGAUGUUGGUGUGCCUGCUGUGGGAGGAGAAUCCAGACUUGGUCUCUCAGGGAACAAUGACGGGAGUUUACAGCGACCUGCUGACGUGUCUGUGUAGGAAGCACUGCAAGCGGGAAGGAGUGGACAUGCCAACAGACGGGCUACCUGGAGACAUCGCUGCUUCAUUGCUGCAGCUCGGCAAGCUGGCGCUAGGGGCUCUGCUGAGGAACGAGACCCUACUAGACAUUGGAUCAUUACCACCGCGUGAGUGGGAUUGGGAGCUGCCGCUAAAGCUUGGUGUAGUGUCCUUUGAGGUGUCUGCCUCUAAACUGCAUCCCAGGAAACAGCUGAACUUCUCUCACAAAACGAUGCAGGAGUUCCUGGCCGGAAGAUAUCUCGCUCACGCUCUGGCGAAUCAAGACAUCGUUGGGCUGCUGCAGCUACCCUCUAUAAGAAAGGCAAUUGAACUCAGAACCCUGCUUCAGUUCACGUGUGGCUGUGCCUCACAGGCUGCGCAAGUUGUGUUGGAAGAGCUGAUCAGUCUGAGCAGGAAAGAGUUCGCGGAUUUACGCCCAGAGCACCUUGUCAGGCCAGGUUGGCUGUUGCCAGAGCCAGUAUCGGAUCGGAUGUUCGGACUCGCUGAAACGUACAGGCAGUUCGGUCUGCUCUGUCUGGACAUCCUCAGUGAACGAAAAGAGUUAGCCGUGUUGAACAAAGUCAGAAAAGCUAUGCCGAUUUUCGUCCUAUGGCACUUCACCAACAGAAAACGACAAACUGCCUUUAGGUAUUACUUAGACAACAUCCAGUCAUUGGAACUUCCUGAGAGAAUGAUGCUCAGGACAGUUCAUCUCAAUAUACCUUUAGGUCAGUACAUGGAGGAGACAUUCAUUUCCCCAAUUCCAGGUCUUCGGUUGGACCUUAGUUCAGCCAUGAAGCCAUUACCACCUGAACAGGCAGCCAGGUUGAUUUCCGCACUGAAGAAUGUCCCUGAUAUGAGGGCUCUGGAUCUCACAAGCACAAGUGUGACGCCUUCAUCACUCCAGCCACUAGUGCGGGGAUUCCAACACAUUCCCCUACUAGAAGAGCUGGAUGUUUCUUGCAGUAGGGAAUUCCGUGAUGUUGGGGUUAUCCAGUUGAGUCGUUGGCUGACCAUUGUUCCACACCUGGCUGUACUGCGCCUCAGUGCCGUCUACAUGUCAUGGAUAGGCAUGAUUUUCCUGGCAAUCCACCUGCCCAAGCUAGCGGGACUGAGGGAACUGGACAUAAGUGUAAAUACUAUCGGUAACGCCGGGCUGGUGCCUCUUGCCGCCAUCCUCCCCACCCUCACAAACAUGCAGGUGCUGAUCUUGUGGCAGAUCGGUAUCAGCUCCGCAGGCGUGCGCACACUGGUCCCUGCACUGAGGAAACUACACGGACUGAUCAAGCUGGAUGUCAGUGACAAUCCGGCCAUAGGAGACAUCGGGCUGGAACGCCUUACUGAAAGUCUCUUCCACCUCAUGGCUAUGAGGGUGCUGGGUCUAAGAGAAAUAGGUAUUAGCGAUAAAGGAAUAUCAUCCCUGGUCAAAGUUCUGCCUCACCUGGUGCAAUUACAGGUGUUGGAUGUGGGAUUUAAUAACAUUGGGGACUCCGGGAUUGUCUCGCUGGUGCAAACACUCUGCCAGACAAGCAAUGUGAACACGAAGCACACACCACCUGGUGACAAGAGUCUGACCAACUCCAAGUUGCGUGAGCUACACAUGGGGUACAACAGUGGAGUGACAGGAGUCGGACUGGGGAGGGUCGUGAAGCUUCUGUACGCACUGCCAGGACUGACCAAGCUGGACAUGUCUGGUUGCCGCUUAUCACAUCACGUACAUGCAUACCUGCGCGACACCGCUGCCAUGGAUCUGGCUCAGGCCCUGCCCAGACUCCCUGCCUUGGAGUGGCUGGUUCUAAGGAACAUCUGCAUGGAUUCUGCAGGAUUCCGGGCUGUCGUGCGGGCUGCUGAGGAGCACGGUACACCGUGGAGACUGUCGUACCACAAGAGUGGGCUUCCCUCGGAAGUGGACACAAGCACCAGAUGCCUGGACUUGGAAAAUACCAAUUCUCCAAGGGUUCGGAUCAGAGCGACGUCACCAUUUAGGACAAUGCGCAUGUAUAUGAUUUAAGUUACAAGAAAAUACCAUUAGUCGGAAUCAAACUUGACGUGUAUUUUAUUUUAUCAAAAGUUUGGAAACUAUGGAUAUGAAUCACACAUCUACGGAUUCAUAAAGUACACCGGCAUGUUGAGCGUAGGGCAUUAUAUUAAUUGUGAAACCACAAACAAAAUACAUCAUAGACGAUCUCUACUGAAGUUACAGACGUGUAGUUUUGCAGUUGACCUGAUCUAUAAUUUGAACAAAUGUUCUCAAAAUGUUAUUUCACGAUGUUUUUAGAAUGCCUAGUUUACGUCCAUACAUUUCACUGUUUGCUAUAGUAUAGAGUUUUCU
Molecule: messenger RNA, 3653 nt
Organism: Branchiostoma belcheri (Belcher's lancelet)
Lineage: Eukaryota; Metazoa; Chordata; Leptocardii; Amphioxiformes; Branchiostomatidae
Product: NACHT, LRR and PYD domains-containing protein 12-like
Exons: 5
Coding region: 48-3332 (1094 amino acids)
Biological process (GO): signal transduction
Molecular function (GO): protein binding
Source: RefSeq, a predicted model, not a curated record